Molecule: messenger RNA, 3076 nt
Organism: Micropterus salmoides (largemouth bass)
Lineage: Eukaryota; Metazoa; Chordata; Actinopteri; Centrarchiformes; Centrarchidae
Gene: ankef1a
Product: ankyrin repeat and EF-hand domain containing 1a
Exons: 10
Coding region: 327-2417 (696 amino acids)
Molecular function (GO): protein binding; calcium ion binding
Source: RefSeq, a predicted model, not a curated record
GUAGCCUACAUCUUUCCCCGCCGAAGUCGUAUUUGGAGCCGUAAACCUCGCAUUGCCGAGCUCGUCAGCAGCACUUGAAAGCAGCAUCAGACACCAGCAAAACGUCCUUCCCGGCAUUUUCACGCGUCCUGUUGCCAUGGAGCUGACUUUGUUUUCUUCCACCGUUUUACACAAAGUGAAAGGUUGUGCUUUAAAAUAAAGUAAGGACAUUGUGGAGAAACUCGGGAUAAGUGUGACUGUCCUCGUUGUCAAGACGUGACUGUUAUGUGAACAACAAAGUUGAAGGACUUUUAAAGUUUUCCAUCAAGCUCCUCUCUGUCCCCAUAAUGAGUGGCAGAGUAGCAGGGGGCCGCCUGCAGGUCCUUCAGAUCUACCGCCUGCUGCAGUGCGUCCAUGAAGGGGAUAAGCUGCAGAUAGAAAAGAUGGUGAACCUUGGGGUGGAAAACCUCAUCAAUCUCACUGAUCCACAAGAAGGCACAGGGGUGCUUCACGUGGCAGUUUCAGCCAACAAUCAGGACCUGGUCAUCUUCCUUCUCUCCCAGGGAGCACACCCUGACGUCCAGGACAAGAAGGGCCGCACCGCAGCCAUGUUAGCUGCUGAGCUGGGCAAUGAUGCUAUAGUGGCACUGCUGGCCCAGAGCCAUGCCAACCUGAGGCUCCAAGACACUGAGGGAAAAGGUGUGCUGUUCUACUGUAUCUACCCCACCAAGCGCCACACCCGCUGCCUGCAGGUGGCACUGAAGUGCCAUGCAGAUGUCAACAAUGUGUCAGCGCAGGGGACUCAUGUCUUCCAGUUGAUGUGUGAAAAAGCCCAGGAGUGCACCUUGAUGUGUCUCAUCAUGCUGGAUGCAGGGGCAGACCCCAAUGCAACAAAUCAGAAUACAGGCGUCACAGCUCUGAUGGAGGCUGCUAAGGCAGGCUCCCUGCAGCUUGUUAAAACCAUUCUCAGGAAAGGGGGAAACCCUAACGCCCUGGACCGAAAACGCCUCACAGCAGUACACUAUGCUGCCAUGGGAGGCUUUUUUGAGGUGAUUCAGGUGCUGUCUGCAUACUCAGCAGACAUGGGAGUGAUCAACCUAGAGGACUGCACACCCCUACACUACGCUGCUGUCACGGGCAAUGCUAACUGCUGCAAGUUCUUGGCUCAGAGAGGUUGUAAUCCCAAGCUCAAGAACCAGGAAGGUUUACUCCCACGUCAGAUUGCCAAAGACACGUGUCACAAAGCAGCAGCCAAGGAGCUGAAGAAAGCAGAGAGGCAACAGGGAAAAGGCCAAAAAUCCACAGAUGGCAGCCUCAUGUCAGAUCUUUGGGCCGUGACCCUCCACGACUGGUCUUAUGAGUAUGAGACUGAAUUACGGCAAGCCUUUGGGGACAAAUCAGACACAGUUACAACCGAAAAGUUUAUUUCAGUGUUAGAAGAACUGAAAGCUCCAGUUGAACUAGACCAACUCCAUACAGUCAUCUCAGCCCAUGACAAGGGGAAAGAGGGAUGUGUCAACAUUAAUGAUUUCCUCAAAGGUGUCAAGUAUAUCAAGAAACCUUUCCUCCUCUCCUCUUAUAUGCCUAAAAAGAAAAAGGGAGAAAAGGGAGGAAAAGGAGCUAAGAAGGGUAAAUUUGUCCUCCCCCUGCCCAUUUGCACUCUCCCACCGGAGCUUAUGCCUCGGCGACCAGACGGAGGCCCGCCCCACUUCAUGAUCGAAACAUACUACAACUGCUCAGACAUCCGGCGAUUUGACCACGAUCACCCGCCAGAACAUCCCAUAAUGAAUGACUCAGGAUGGUACAUGGAAAAGCCAGAUAAGGUCUACAUCAAUAUCAACUACUGUGUGAAAAGUGGGGACCUGGAGUCUCUGGACCUUGCUUUCAGUCAAGGGGUUCCUGUGGAUGUUAAAGAUCAGUUUUACAAGACCCCACUGAUGGUGGCCUGCUCCAGUGGAAACUACGAGGUGGCUCAGUAUCUCCUCAGUCGAGGGGCUGAUGUAAAUGUGUGUGACCAGUUCUUCUGGACACCUCUCCACCAUGCUGCUCGCGCUGGCCAAGUGGAACUUCUUGAACUUCUGGUGGAGGCCGGGGCCACCAUAGAUGCCCGAGCCCUCAGUGGAGGUACACCCCUCAUGAGGGCCAUCGAGAGCUCUCGACCCUCCUGUGUGGACUUCCUCAUCAAGGCCGGUGCCAGUGUUAAUGCAGAGAACAAGAAAGAACAAAACUGCCUCGACAUUGCCAGAGCUUUUGCAGACUCAAGGAUAAUUGACUUGGUCAAAGACAAGAUGGAUUCUCUGCCUAAACUAAAGGAGACAGUGAAGGGAAAGGGGGCCAAAGGUCAAAAGCCAAAACCUUCAAAGGUGCUUUCAGCUGGCACCUUGGUGUCUGGCUACCACGAUUCUACCAGGUCCAUCCAUACCACAGGCUGCUGCUAAUCACACUUUAAAGCUGAUGUUGCUCCAAGCCAAGGUCAAAUGGGACAAUGGAGAGCCGAGGCAGAGAAAACGUGAAACCAUCAUGAACUCUGAUAGCAGCCACCAAUAGUUAUGCACGUUCAGCAGAGUGGCAGUUGCCGUCCCUCUCCCUGCUGCUGCCUUGUUUUCAGUGUAACCACAGUGGUAGCCAGUAUCUGUCUGAACACACCUUAAAUGUUGUUAAAGUAAAAUUAUUACCAACUUUAGACUAGAGGUAAUCUCCUACCCUGGUUUUCAUCUGUGUACUCCAGCUUCUUCUUUCAGCAUGAGAAACCUAAGCUGGUAAAGAGAUCUCAUUACUGUAAGACAGCAACUUGUAAGCAAAUUAGACCUGAUGUGUUAUGUUACAGCUAGAAAAUGCUGGUGCUUAAAUUUGCAUUUCCUAUAAUCAGGCAAAACAUCUGACAAAAUGUAUUGAUUUUGUUAUUAGAACUCUGAAAGUAGCAGGUGGUGCAAUAUAGCUUCAAGCAGAAAUUCUGGGGGGCAAGAAACAAAUCCAUCACACAGAAUAAUUUCCACACAGGUACAAUUUUGCGUUAUGGCAUUUUUUAUCAGACUUGCAGAAAUUUGUUCACUACUAUAAGAAACUGAUGAGCCUAUUAAACUUUCAUCCACUGUGA